Messenger RNA from Parnassius mnemosyne (clouded apollo), 936 nucleotides. Lineage: Eukaryota; Metazoa; Arthropoda; Insecta; Lepidoptera; Papilionidae. The record is from the annotation of a GenBank genome assembly.
AUGUUCCGCAGUGUAGCUAUUUUGUGCGCCGUAGCUGCAGUGUCCAAUGCGGGACUUCUACCUGCAGCUGUGCACUACUCCCUAGCUGAAGCUGUCUCCUCUCAAAGUAUUGUGCGCCAUGACCAACCACAAGCAGUUGCCACGAAACUGGUAGCCACCGCACCUGUGGCCAAGCUGGCCGUCGCCGCCCCCGCCUCUUAUUACAACGCCGCCUCCGCCUCUUAUUACAACGCAGCCCCAGCUGCCGUUACUUACCACGCUGCUCCUUUUGCUAAAGUUCUCACCCACCAUGAAGAAGAAAAUAUUGUAACCCUGUGCGCUGUAGUGGCGAUGUCCCAAGCUGGACUUCUGCCUGCGGCUGUGCACUACUCGCCCGCUGAGGCUGUCUCUUCACAAAGCAUCGUGCGCCAUGACCAACCUCAUGCAGUUGCUACAAAGUUUGUCGCUGCCGCCCCAGUGGCCAAGUUUGCUUUAGCUGCACCUGUAGCCUACCAGGCCGCACCUGCUGCCGUAUCUUACCACGCCGCUCCCGCUCGCGUAGCAUACAACGCCGCACCCGCAGCAGUUACUUACCACACUUCACCAGUGCGUGCGACCUACCAAUCCUCUCCAAUUCAUUAUGCUGCACCUGUCACUAAAGUUCUGGCCCAUCGUGAAGAAGAAAUUGCCUACCCAAAAUACGAUUUCUCAUACUCUGUCGCUGACGGUCAUACCGGUGACAACAAGUCCCAACAAGAGUCCCGAGACGGUGAUGUAGUGAAAGGAUCGUACUCGUUUCACGAGGCCGACGGCUCCAUCAGAACUGUGGAAUACUCCGCCGAUGAUCACAAUGGCUUCAACGCGGUGGUACACAACUCUGCCCCCACCGCUGCUCCAGCUGUCAUCAAGACUCCCGUCUAUGCCGCUCCCGCUCCCGCUCUCUAUUACAAACAUUAA